AUGGAUCUCCAAGAUCCAAGUGUCCUCACUCAUAACGCUACAUAUACAUGGGAACCAAACCAAACAAACCAUUUACACCACGCCAACACAGCAUUGCAAGUCACCCCGGGUCAAACUCACUUGACUUGUGAGAUGCUUUAUCGCUACUGCAGCAUGAUUUUCAUCAUCCCCAACCAUCGAAGAUGGGCAUUAUUCCCUCUCCGCCAAAAUGGGUCAACAAGCCGCCAUAUGCUUCGUGGAGACAGCCCAAACCCCGUCCACCCAGGCAAUUACAUUGUCCUUGACUAUCAAUACCAAGGCCCGAUCACCGUCCAGCUCACCAGCGAGUGCGCACCACGUCGUGUCACCACCCAGGACCAGAGCGAUCGGUCUCAAGGGCGAAGUGAAAGAGAACUAUUGCAGUCACGGCUCCGAAGCAGUGUUUGUGCGAGAGACACAGUUUGUGCAAUCACGAAUAAUGGCCCUGCCUAUCCAGACCCUAACAAACCAUAUGAGGGUCUGGAAGCCUGCCACAUAUUUCCUACAAGCCAACUUGCAGAGUGGAACCGAAACAAUUACCGACGCUACAUUACCGAUACCAGUCCUGCAAACCAAAUUGGACAAAGUGGCCUUUACUCCCCUCAAAACGCGCUUCUUCUCUCCCCUGAAGAGCAUCGAGCGUUCGAUCAGUUCAAAUUAGGGGUGGAUCCGGAUGAUGGUUACAAAAUAAUCGUUUUCGGGCCAGACCCAAAAAAAACCGGAGGGAAACGCCUCAGGCGGUCUGCCAGAUGUGGUACUAAUCCAAACGACCGCGUCAGUGCAGAUCUUCUGCGUUGGCAUCUGAGGAUGUGUGUGUACCGCAAUAUGAAAGCCAAUGCUGAGCCUCGGUCGCUGUGGAAAGAAGAUCUCGGCAGCGACGAUAUCGGCCAAAUUCUCGAGCAGCCAGAUGCCGCUGAGAGAAUGGAGGUAGAGCUUUUCACGCGACUCGGAGAAUUGGUGGCUUGA
Molecule: messenger RNA, 984 nt
Organism: Penicillium cinerascens
Lineage: Eukaryota; Fungi; Ascomycota; Eurotiomycetes; Eurotiales; Aspergillaceae
Product: HNH endonuclease signature motif containing protein
Exons: 5
Coding region: 1-984 (327 amino acids)
Source: RefSeq, a predicted model, not a curated record